CCCCUGGGGAUGGGGACCUUUCCUUAGGAGUGAGGAUCACCUUGCAGUUCUUUCCAAAAUAGCUUGAAGGUGUUUAUUGGUCACUUCAUUGUUAGGCACUGACUUUCUGCUGGAAGAAUUAAGUAAUACGCAGGGGCGCAGGGCUUGUGAUGUGAAAAGUUUCCAAAGAUUACUCUCUUGAUGUUUUUUAAUUCCUCUUUCUUUGUCUUUUUUAUAUUAUUUGGGACAGUUUUCUGUUGCGGGACAUCCAUAUAUAUUCAGCUCAUGGUCCACAAUCUAAAUGAAGACUUAAUUUAGAAAAGGGUGUACAAUAAUCUUAGAAAGUGAGGGGCUCAAAACUAUACAGUGGUACCUCUGGUUAAGAACUUAAUUCGUUCCGGAGGUCCGUUCUUAACCUGAAACUGUUCUUAACCUGAGGUACCACUUUAGCCCAAGGGGCCUCCCGCUGCCACUGCGCUGCCACCACACAAUUUCUGUUCUCAUCCUGAAGCAAUGUUCUUAACCCAAGGUACUAUUUCUGGGUUAGCAGAGUCUGUAACCUGAAGUGUCUGUAACCUGAAGUGUCUGUAACCCGAGGUACCACUGUACUAGUAAUGUGGGAAUUUCCAAGGCUUUCCGUCUGUAUUUUUUGUACAGAUUCUGCAUGCUUAAGUGUUUGCCAAAGGAGUCAGAAGCUAACACCCUGUUUAUAGUGUUCUGCAUUGUAGUAGUCUAUAGUGAUAAGAAGAGAUAAGCCUGAGACUGGAGAAAGCACAGGUGCCUAGCUCAGUAAGAAUGGCUUCUGGUAGCUGAAAACUUAGAAGUUUGUCUGGUGUGAUGUUGGGCUAAAUUCUGUGAUCUGUAAAUACAUUUUCAAAAAUCUGUCUUGUCUGUAAGCUUCCAGAAAUAAAACAUUUAAUACCCAUUUAACUUUACACAGUGAAUAGGCCUCCUGCAAACUGUCUUUAGUUUAGUCUCUUCAGAGUCAGGGCUCUGGCAUUUACAUCUGAAGGUGUUAGUAAGCUGCUUUGCAGGAACUGAACAUAUACAGAUGAAGACUCUGCAGCACUAUCUUACAUUGCCGCCUCCUCCUCCCCAGCCUGCCUCACUGUAGCCAUGAAAGAGAUGAGGUAGCCGCCCUUGAGCGUGCUAGAAUCUAACUUCAGAUGGAUGCAAAAUAUAAAGACGAUGUAUUUAGGAAGUAUGUACAGUUUCAUGAAUCCAAAUUGAAUACCUCUGACAAGAAGCAGCACUCAGUUAGUGAUGAGUGUCUACAAGUGACAGCUUCAACCUUACUCUGUUUUCCCAAGAUUGAUCCCUUCUACAGAUUCCGGCUGAUAAAAUUUUAUGAGAUAGUUGAAAAUUCACUUAGGUCCUUGAAAUCUUCAAGUUUGCGUUCACUCCAAAAUGCAUUUGGCGUUCUGGAAUCAGUUGGAGUUAAUCUUUUUCUUUACCCUUGGAAGAAGGAAUUCAAAAAUAUAAAGACUUACACAGGACCUUUUGUUUAUUAUGUAAAGUCUACAAUACCAGAUGAGGAUAUAAGACAGAUACUUAACUCAAUGGGAUACAUCCAGGAACUUGGAACUAUGUAUAAACUCAAAGACAUGGUUGAUACCCUCCAGGUAAAGAUGGUAUCAUUUGAACUUUUCUUGGCCAAAUUAGAGUGUGAACAAUUGAUUGAAAUUCAUUUGCAAGUGAAAGAUAAAGGUUACACAGAACUUGAUAUUGUAAAUGAAAGAAAGAAUAGCAGUGAUGUCCGAGGCUGCUCAGAUGCCUUGAAGCGUCGUGCAGAAUGCAAAGAAAAUCUAAACACUUCCAUGUCACGAAUGGUACUUCAGAAAUCUGCAAGUGAGAGAGGCUGUAAAGAUUACUUCAAACCCAAAGUUAGCAAAGCUUCUAAAUCAGUGGAUGCCUAUGAUAGUUACUUGGAAAAUAAGAAGCCACCUUUGAUGACAUCCUUGAGUCUCAGAAAAGAACCCAUUUUGGUUGAUACUGAAGAUGACAUUAAAGAUGAAAUAAUUCGUCCUUCGCCAUCCCUCCUUGCCAUGUCAAGUUCUCCGCAUGGAUGUUCCGAUGAAUAUUUGCCAGUUUCAUCCCAUACCAACGGCAUAUUAAGAACGGGUAUUCCAUACAGUACUUACUAUUCUCCUCAAGAUGAUUUAGAUUUAUAUACUGACUCUGAUUCUAGAAGUAUGUUCAAGAGACAAGAACCCACUAAACAUGAUGUAUGGCUGCUAAAGAACGAUGCCAACCCGACUUACCAUAAACGUACACACCUAGCCAAAGAUACCACUUCCCUUAAGUGCCAAAACUGUGGAUUAUCUUGCGGCACCUCCAUUUGCCAAAAGUGCGACAACUUGCUCAUCUGCAGGCAGGAAUAUCCACCAAUGAAGCAGAGCAGCUAUUCACUCAAAACUCUUGCAAGUGAAGGCAUAUCUUCUGGGUCGGUGAUAAGGGAGAAGCCUCAGUACAUGUUGCAGACUCAAGACCGAGUGUCUCAGUACAGUUCAAAAUCGAAGCCUUCAGGCUCUUCACGCUGUGGAUUUUGCAACAGACCAGGAGCUACAAACACAUGCACUUUUUGUUCAAAAGUUUCCUGCGAUCCUUGCCUCACUGCUUACUAUUAUGAUCCCUGCUGUCGAAAAAGUGAGCUUCAUAGGUUCUUGCCAAACAAUCAGUUAAACUAUAAAUCAAACCAGCUACCACACAUGGUUUAUAGAUAGACCUUUAUUUUUAUCUUCUGUUUUUUGGAAAUCCUAUAAUUUGGGACAAAAGGGCUAAAAACACAAAACAUUCUGAUGUUGCUAGAAGUAUCCUACUGACCUCUUAGGAGAAAUAAAAAAGUAGACAUGCCCUAACAUUGGACAUAUACAUCUUAACAUAGUGCCAGUCUUCAAUGAUGUGACUUUACAAAUGUUGUCUAUUCAAUAAUUGACACUGCUGCUACUGUUUUAGGUGACUCUUAGCUGCUUUUCCAUUCUAGAUGGGAGAGAGGAGCAAUUUUUUCCUUUUUUUUUAGAAGCAGGCAGGCAUUGCAAUUCAUUUUUUUCUAAAGACAUCAUAUGUCUGUGCUUUGUGGCUGUCACACUGCCUCAUCCGCAUAACACAGCACCAGAGUAGUAACUAGACAGAUGACCAAGAAACUAAGAACAGCAUUUUCAGUGAAUUGUGAAAUUGUCUGUUUUGGUAACUUGCACGGAAUAUUCCUUUGUGUUUGCCAAAAAAGUGAUUUUUUUUAUUUUAAAAAAGGAAAAUUAAUAGCAUUACUUAAGCUCCAAAAGGCAAAAUCACCAUGGCAUCUACUCCUUGUGUCUCUUCUACUUUUCCUUCACCAUCUCAAGCAUAUAAAAUCAAAUUCUAAACUGAAUAUUUGCUUUAUUUUUCGGUGUUGCCAAUACACCUUGUGUGUGUGGUUGUUUUUUUAACUGUUCUAGUAUUAAGAAGUGAAUCAGUAUGUGUUACGUUAAGCCUGGAGUGUUCCCAAUGAAUUAUGAUCAGAUUCACCUUCUGUUGCACAUGUAUCAAAUCCAGUUGUUUCUACUGUAAAUAGGUGAUUUGGAAGCAGAUUAUUUUUAAAUAAAUAUAUUCAGUAUGUUGUGGUUUUUUAAAAAUAUAUAUAUAUAAGGUCCUGUAAAUGAAGUCUCUGGGUUAUUUUUUCAGGUAACAUUAUUUUUUCCUUGUACUGUAUUUCACCUACAGCUUAUUACAGCUGUUGUGGUAGACAGGUGUCCCUCAAAUCCAUUAGUCUCUUUGCUUCUUUCACCUGGUUUGAAAUUCUGCCUCUGGAGCUUUGUCAGAGAGAGGUGGGCAAGUCACUUGGCUCCAACCGUUUCAUGCAGAAGUGAAGCUUUUCCCCUUGUGAUGAUUUUUAGCCACAACAAGGAUGUAGAAGAUUCGGCUAUGCAUACAUGCUUUCUCCCAUCCAUGCUCACAGGAGUGUGUUUGCAUAAAGUACACAGCCACAGCGCACUAGAAAUAAUGAUGGUUAAAAUAACAGGGAUUGCACCAUUUCCAGCCAACUGAAAUUUCUUAAGCCACAAAGGAUAUCAAACUGUCCUUUUUAAAUAAUUUGCCCUUUAUGUUUAAUUGCUAUUCCAUUGCAUUGAGUUUUGAACUUUGUGGCAGAUUACAUUUGACCUUAAAACUGUUAAUUUUUAAGAGUGUGGUUGUUGAUUCUAAGACUUGCAGUCCUUUCACCCUUUCUGUGACAGAAGCUUACAUGAAUAGCCAGUGUGUGGCAGGGGUGGGGGUGGCAGAAACAUAAAGGGAUUAAACACAUUGUAGAUUUGGUGAAAUUCUUCUGUUGUGAUUGAGCAUCAAAUACACUGUCUCACAUGAUCUUUGUGGAAUGUUGCCAACAGCAAAGCGUUACCA
Messenger RNA from Podarcis raffonei (Aeolian wall lizard), 4353 nucleotides. RefSeq names its product spermatogenesis associated 2 (gene SPATA2). The transcript is spliced from 3 exons. Gene Ontology annotation, cellular component: cytoplasm. The coding region runs from base 1146 to 2702 and encodes 518 amino acids. Gene Ontology annotation, biological process: regulation of necroptotic process; protein linear deubiquitination; regulation of tumor necrosis factor-mediated signaling pathway. The record is from RefSeq and is a predicted model, not a curated record. Lineage: Eukaryota; Metazoa; Chordata; Lepidosauria; Squamata; Lacertidae.